AUGCUGAGACGCGCCUCCAGGCAACUCAUCUGGCUCAUUACUGGCACCUCGUACGGUCUCGGACGCGACUUGACCCUCGCUGCCCUCAGGCGCGGCGACAAAGUGAUUGCCACUUCGCGUGCACGUUCUUUUGACGAGCUUGCAGAUCUCAAAGCGCAAGGCGCAGAUAUUCUCGAGCUGGACGUUACCGCGCCACCUGAGAAGCUGCAUGAGGUUGCAAAAGGGCCACCCGCCGCCGGACUUUACGCUUCGACAAAAUACGCUGUCCGUGCUCUCGCGGAGUCGUUGGACAACGAGAUUAAGCCGCUAGGCCUGCGUUCCAUCUGUUUCGAGCUCGGGUACUUCCGCACGACGUUCCUGUCUACCGAUCACAGAGGAUCGGAGAAGGCGCGCAUUGCGGACUACAGCGAGGUCUAUGAAAAGGUUCUCCCUGGCUUAGCAGCUCGCAACGGCAAGCAGCCCGGCGACCCGAAGAAGGGCGUCGAGGUUAUGCUCGAUGUCGUCCGCGGCGAAGGCAUCGCGGCGGGGAAGCGGGUCCCGUUUGCAGUCGGGCUCGGCAGCGACUAUUACAAUAUUGUAACGGAUAUUCUCGACGCGAAGAAGAGGGAACUCGAGGAGUGGAAAGAGGUCACGUACAGUACUGAUCUCCCUCCAGACGCGUGAAGGAUCUCCGUAUCUAUUAGUAGUGUAGCGAGCUCACUAUCUUCCCCUCGCUGAGGUCAAGCUCGUAGGCUAAUACUUGUGGCGACAGUGCGUUGGCGAAAACCAAGCAUCUAUUGCAAGCUCCAAGCCUCAAUGAGGAUCAUUUAUGAGCUG
Phanerochaete carnosa HHB-10118-sp is the source of this 816-nucleotide messenger RNA. RefSeq lists its product as uncharacterized. The transcript is spliced from 6 exons. The coding region runs from base 1 to 663 and encodes 220 amino acids. NCBI's taxonomy places the organism in Eukaryota, Fungi, Basidiomycota, Agaricomycetes, Polyporales, Phanerochaetaceae. The record is from RefSeq and is a predicted model, not a curated record.